UAUUAUUUGUUUGCGUUGUCCGCCUUUAAAACAGCUCUUUUCUGUUCUGUUCUAUAAAGUUCUUUUCUGCUACGAAAUUAUCAAAAUAGUUAUCACACCUUGCCGCCCACGAGAUUUUGGUGGUGAUACGAAAAAGCAGAACACAUUGAAACUCGUAGCUCCAGGAAUUGCAUCACGAUGGUUUGGCUCGAAUCAUGUUGGUCCCCCUGUAUCUGGACGAAUUCCGUGAAAACAGGAAGCUACGCCGUGGCUGCUUACACGGUCGCUGGAAGUAUUGUUUUGAUCACGAUGAUAAGCUACAUGCUGCUUGGGGGUGACUCUUCGCAGCUUUACUCACCCUUGUUCGAAACAGACAUUCGUGAUUCGAUGCAAAUCGUUGGAGGAUUCUUUAUCUUCUACCUGGUCCUGAUGAUUCUAUCUGCAGGUGGAAUUUGCUACGCGUUGAAAACUACCACACGUGGGUGGAUGCUUCCGUGGCUGUUCCUCUUUGGAAUAUCCAUUUUGUUCCAAUUCGUUUUCGGAUUGUGGCUGAUCGGAGGAUACUACAUCUACCUACAACAAACACUGUCCAGUUUGAUUCUGUGGGUUUGGAUGGCUUACAAUAUCUAUUGCUGGAUGUGCGUUUACUCACAGUAUCAAAUCUUCGAGAAUCUCCAAUCACCAAACAUUGAAUUGCUGAUGCCCUAGAGGAGAUGGUUACCUCCCGUUUGGUACCGCUUUUAAUUUAAAACUGUAUUUCUCAGUAAUUCGUAGGCCUUAAUCCAGUAAUUCCAAUUACCGUCUAGCAUUUGUGCUUUUUGCCAGCAUCCAUCUCGACCAUCGGUAGCGAAUAUGUUAACAAGUGUUUCUCUCUCACGUGAGCAGAAUCUCUAUUUACAAUCUUCAUAUUGUGUAAGCACAUUUUAUAACUUGCAGCGUAGUUUAGAUAAAUCCAGACUGAUGAGAACUCGUUCCGUCCGUGGCG
Molecule: messenger RNA, 964 nt
Organism: Anopheles darlingi
Lineage: Eukaryota; Metazoa; Arthropoda; Insecta; Diptera; Culicidae
Gene: pasi1
Exons: 5
Coding region: 178-687 (169 amino acids)
Source: RefSeq, a predicted model, not a curated record